CUUUCGUACUGAUUUAUAUUUAACUUGAUUUAUACUUUAACUUGAUUUCUUUUGAUUUACACAUAUUUUAACUUUUAAUGAUCUGAUAGAAAGGAUUCUUACACAAUCGGUGAAUGAUGACUUGGUAGGAUGAAAAAAUUAGGACUUAAAAUUAGGGCACAAAAGGAUAAAUUAAAUCCUGUGCUUGGAGCUAACUCUGACCCUUCGGAAGAGUAUGAUUCGUUCCAACAAAAUGUUUUUACUCAUCAACCAACCCAACUACACAAAUCUCAUCAUUACACUACACAUCAGAACAAAACCAACCAACACAUUGAUGAUUUAAAUUUUUAUAAUGGUAAAAUCAACCAGAAGAGUAAAAUUGGCCCAGAGAAGGUAGUAGGUAGAACCAGGAAUCUGGUAGAAGGUGAACCACUAUCUAAGGACGGGAAUAAAGGAAAAUCUAAACUUAAGUCGAGAACAGGAUCAAUUUUACCUAGAAUUUUAAAAUCUUUAUCAUUUUUAGCUGUUUUAGGCUCAAUUAAUUCAUUUUCAUUGGCAAUAAACGAUUCUUUUGGACAACACACUUCUCACCGAACACCUUUUGAAGUCUCAUUAAUUCAAAGCAACAACACUUUAUCGCCUAUUCAUAAUUCUCAAACUCGAAACCCACAUUUUCACACCACUCACAACAGUUUUAGCCCUAACACUGCUGAUAAUACUUCAUUAGUAGAAACCAGGAGCAGUGUGUUAAACACAACACUUGGAAGAUUUGGAUCAUUUUUGCAGUCAGGAUUGAUAACCAGCAAAUCAGAAAAAAAGAAAAGGACUGGUGCGAAUAGGAGAGCCCCUAAGGGGAAGAAGGGCAAGGGAGGAGAAACCGAGGAAAAGAGGAACAAAUGGACCGAAUUUAUGGCAAAGUUUGAUAUCGCUAAGGUCCAUGGUUCAGGAGUUUAUGUAGAUUUGGGUGAAUCGGCUACUGUAGGGAUUUAUGACUACAGGAUGCCGAUAGGAAAAUGUCCAGUUGUAGGUAAGGCAAUCAUACUGGAAAAUGGAGCGGAUUUUUUGAGCAGCAUAACCCAUCAUGACCCCAAGGAGAGAGGGUUGGGGUUCCCUGCCACAAAGGUCGCUUCAAAUUCAUCAAAACAAGACAUGGAGAACCAGCUUUUAUCACCAAUUAGCGCUCAGGUUCUGAGGAGCUGGAACUAUAAACAUGAGUCUGAUUUAAGUAACUGCGCGGAGUACUCGAGAAACAUAGUCCCGGGCAGUAAUCGUAAUUCGAAGUAUCGUUACCCAUUUGUAUACGAUGAGUCUGAGAAGCUUUGUUAUAUUUUAUAUAGUCCUAUGCAGUAUAAUCAGGGCGUAAAGUACUGUGAUAAAGACUCGGCAGAUGAGGGAACCAGCAGUCUAGCUUGUAUGUAUCCGGAUAAGAGCAAGGACGAUUCACACCUCUUUUACGGCACAAGCGGUCUUCACAUGGACUGGCCUGUAGUUUGCCCCGUUUACCCUAUUAGAGAUUCGAUUUUUGGAUCUUACGACGAUGAAAAGGAUGAAUGCGUUCCAAUUGACCCAAUAUUUGUGGAAGACGCUGACGAUUAUGAAGAAUGCGCCAAGAUAAUUUUCGAGUAUUCUCCAAGUGAUGUCGAUAUCAGCACCAAUAACCAGAAGCUUUCCGACGUAGAUCUUUACAAGGAGGCAAUGAAUAAUGGAAAGCUCAGCACUGCUCUUUCAAUUAUGUUCGCUCCUAGGUACUCUGAGGAUAGGCCCAUUUACACUAAAGGUGUCGGUAUCAAUUGGGCCACAUACUCUGUCGAAGAAAAGAAAUGUAACAUUCUCGACGUUGUUCCCACCUGCCUUAUUAUAAGUAACGGCUACUACGCCCUUACAAGCCUUAGCUCGCCCAAUGAAGACGACGCCAUCAAUUACCCCUGCAAUAUUGUACAUGGCAAGGGAUUUUUAAAGAACCCUAACACUGGAAAAAAGAAAGACCAGAAGCCACCCGAACCCCCAAAGGAUGAAAAACAGAAUAAGAAGGAGGAAGAAUCCAAACCCAAAGAAAAAGGUAAAACUGAGCAAACGAAUAAAACACCCGUUUCUUCAGGACCAUUCAUACCAUACACGAGCUUGAAGAAGGAGGGAUUUGAGUGUAGUAAAUACGUUAUUGAGCGUUCAAACAAAAGCUGCGGAGUUUAUUACGAAUGCUCAUCAACGCCUAUGUUGUUUGAUAAGAAAUCGAGAUCUUAUCUGUACAUCAUAUUGGCAGUAUCGCUUGUAGUACUAGCCGUAUUGGCCUACUUUGGAUACAGGUACUACAAUAAGCAUAAUUUGAAAAAACACAAUUCCCAGAUAUACGAAGAUGACAACGUAAACAAUUACUACAAUGAUGACUUCGAUGACGAACACGAUCGUGAUGAAUACGGUGCAAAUAUUAGAGAAGAUCAAAUCUGGAGCAGACACAAUCCAGAUAGAUCUGAAGUUACACCAGUGAGAAUCUCUAGACUUAAUCAGUAAACCUAAUUUCUA
Molecule: messenger RNA, 2499 nt
Organism: Theileria parva strain Muguga
Lineage: Eukaryota; Apicomplexa; Aconoidasida; Piroplasmida; Theileriidae
Gene: AMA1
Product: Apical membrane antigen 1 family protein
Exons: 1
Coding region: 130-2487 (785 amino acids)
Cellular component (GO): membrane
Source: RefSeq, a predicted model, not a curated record